AUGCCCCGCGUAUCCGCGGGGAUGAACGCGCUGUGCGUGCAGCGCGGCCUGCUGCUGGACUCCCUGUCCUUCGUGCCGCAGAUGGCCGUGGAGACUGACCUGACCCUCUGCGGGCAGCGCCGGAGCACCACACUCACCGCGCUCGACGGCGUGAGGCUGGCGACCGUGCGGGGGGCGCGGCUGUCCGUGUGCAGCCUUAUCUUCGACCUCUCCGUCCCUGAUUUCGGCCCCGCGGCGCGCCUGGAGGAGAUGCUGUUCGAGCUCGAGGCCGGAGGCACGGUUCGGUACACGAACGUGGGGUUCUACAUCCCGCCGGGGCCGUUCUUGGCCCUCAGGCGGGCACUGGAGUUGCUCGGCCCGGCCAACGACACUUCCGAGAGGUUCUCGCUGACCGACAAGCGGAUCGACCUGGGGUCGGUGCGCCUGGGGGGGGCCGAGUUCGAGGACGUCGAGGUGUUCCUGGACGACGCCGGGUUCGCCCUCCCGGGGGACAGAGAGCACGUGGAGGCCGCGACGGUGAACUCGACGCGGGACGUCGCCAAGGUGCGGCGGGGGCGGUCCGACCAGGACCGGCCUCUGCGCCUGUACUUCCUGCGCGACCUGAAGAUUUCGAACUGCCUCCUGCUGCACGUGCACGGGACGACGGGCCCGAUCGCUGUGAACAGGCCGGUGACCCUCGCUCCCGGGGGCGACGCGGAUUUCCGGCGGCUGGAAUUCGAGAUGGACAUCCCCAGGGGGUUUAUGGACGUGGCCAGCCAGCUGAGGGUGGACGGCAUGGAAAUCGUGAACGCGGCGGUGAGGCUGCAGCUGGAGCGCAAGGGGAAUGAGACGAGCGUGUGCCACCUGAGCGACCCGGGGUGCAUCGAGGAGAAAGCCGACCUGGCGGACGUGUACCCGCGGCUGCACCGCGGCGCCUUCAAGCACGACGCCCGCAGCAAUGCCUGCCUGAUUGUGGCGCGGGACGCGGUGCUGGUGCACGGCUGCCCGUUCGUGCAGAACAUUGGCAGCCUGCUGCUCUACCACAGGAACAACAUCCAGUCGCAGACGAGCCUUAUGCAGGCGCUGAACGACACCCUGCAGCUGUACGAGUUCGAGUCCAUAUCGAACAAGACCAUCGUCUUCAGGAGGUUCAUCGCCAUGGGGAUGUGCUUUCAGAAUGUGACCAUGACCUGCAAGCCGCCCUCUGGCGCGGAGCUGCCAGAUCCAAGGUGCCGGAUGUUUGAGAACACAGAAUCUACAGACCCCGAGGUAACCACUGAAUUGUCAGAGGACCGUUACUACUUGGAGGAGGACACCUCAUUUCAUGAAGGUGCAGGAGGCUAUUAUGAUGAACCAACGUCUGAACAGGAUACUGAUGCUGGGUCAGAUGGCAGCAAGUCAUCUAGUGCGCGAGUAACUGGCAUUGCCCUGGUCAGCGGCGGCAUAGCUCUCUGGCUUGUGACGAUGGGCUUGUUCUCUUACUGGUAUAAGUCAUACAGGAGACAGGGCAAGAAGGAUUCGACAGAUUUGGGGGCGACACAGAAGGAUGGUGAGCCGGAGAGGGAAGGUGAGGAUCUGCCAGAAGCGGUGAACAGGCAGAGGCAGCGAGCCGUCAUUGAGGCGGCGAUCAGCUCGAGCAUUGCGCACAAAAACAUAGUCCAGACCUACACAUACUCUUUCAAGCAGCUGCAGGUGUCGGCAAUACAGGAGCUGGAGUGCAAGGACAGCAAGUGUGCCAGCAUCGACUCUACCUCAAUCAAGACAACAAGUGUGGUGGAUUGGAAGCUGUACAUAAUACAGGAGUUCUGCGAUGGUGGGACACUGCGGGACUGUUUGGAUGCCAAAAGAAUAUUGAACAAGGACAGUGGUCGACCUGAGCUGACCACCAUUGCUCGGCUCGCUCUUGAGACAGCCUCAGGAAUGUGCCACCUGCACAGCCAACACAACAUUGUCCAUGGCGACUUGAGUUCUAAGAAUAUCCUGUUGAAGAAAGACCCAGAUGAUUACACCGACGCUCUGGGGACUGCAAAGAUAGCGGACUUCGGAUUGAGCAUCAAGAUGGGCCUGCUUCAGAGCCACAUAUCAAACCACCGGGCAGGGACUCCGUUCUACAUGGCACCGGAGCUGUGCCAGCAUGGCAGGCUUUCAAAGAAGUGCGAUGUGUUCUCGUUUGGGGUGUUCCUGUGGGAACUGUACCACUCGAAGAAGUGCUACCACACGGACCCCAAAGUGGGCAUGCGUUAUCACCCGCUGUUCCCCAAGUUUCCAAUUAUGUGCCCAAUCCCAUAUGCCAUGCUCUGCGUCGUCUGCUUAUCUCCAAAGCCAGAGAACCGCCCAGAUUUCAAUUUCAUAGCCAGGGUGUUCACAGCCUUGAGGAAGCAGGUGGAUGCGGGUCUGUUUAAGGACAAAGAGAGCUUACGGCUGAGGAACAUGGAGAUCGCCGCUGGGUUGGGUAAAAUGACGGCCCCCAGUAUAUUGGAGUUGAUCGCAGAGGAAGUGGGCAUUACUGUCACGGGCUCCUCAACAGCUGGCUGCUCAUCUUCGGCCCAGGACGACAGCUACACUGUUCCGAGCGAGGUGUCCAUGGACACAGCAAACUCGCUUCGAUUGCCCCACUCGACGAUCCUUCCCUCUGCUCAACUGUGGAUGCAGGGCAACUCGGUGGCGGACCAGACAAAGUCAGCGGAGCUUGAAGUGCACCUGAGUCAGGCCUAUGUCAGUGCACCCUUCAACUGCAUUAUGAACGUCUCCGUGUCAACGGAGCAUGAUGCGGACCUGCACAAGAAGUGUUCCCAAGUGGAGCACUACGACUUGACUUGGCAGACUGCCAUUCCUGGUCUUAAGGUUCCUACAGAUGUUCCCCACCACUACAUUGGAACUCCAGCAAUGCUUACAGCUCAAGCCUGCCCAACCUCUCAAUCCCUGAAGCCGCUGAAGAAGCUGCCUCUGAACGAUGAUGGGAUUGAUCAAGAAAUCAAGGGAGUGAGGGUCAAGGAUUUGGGUUCAGAUCCCGUCAAUUGA
This is a messenger RNA of Ostreobium quekettii, 3000 nucleotides long. Lineage: Eukaryota; Viridiplantae; Chlorophyta; Ulvophyceae; Bryopsidales; Ostreobiaceae. The record is from the annotation of a GenBank genome assembly.